GAAAAUUCUGUUGCACAUUUUCAUGGAGUGGCUGCGUAUCGUGGUGUUAUUUUCGACGUUAGCAAUUCAUGUAUCAUGGGGUCUAGAGAGCACUACUGGUUCGUUACCGGAGCUGAGUCAACUGAGUCGGGAGUUGCUGGACUCGGCCAGGGAGCCCGAGUUCUUUGAUUGGUUGAGAAAAGUCAGGAGGAAAAUCCACGAGAACCCUGAGCUCGCCUUUGAGGAGGACGAGACGAGCCAAUUCAUAAGAUCGGAGCUCGACUUGCUUGGGAUAGAGUACACGUGGCCGGUGGCCAAGACUGGAGUGGUUGCCUCCAUCGGUUCUGGGUUGCAGCCAUGGUUCGCUCUCAGGGCAGACAUGGAUGCUCUCCCAAUUCAGGAAUUGGUUGAGUGGGAGCACAAGAGCAAGAACCCUGGGAAGAUGCAUGCUUGUGGCCAUGAUGUUCAUGUAACCAUGCUGCUUGGAGCUGCUAAGUUACUUCAGCUCAAGAGUAAACAAUUAAAGUCAAGCUUAAUUGUUUUUCAACCUGCAGAGGAGGGUCAUGCAGGGGCAUACCAUAUGUUAAAAGAGGGUGCUCUUGAUGGAAUUCAUGGCAUUUUUGGAUUACAUGUUUCACCAGAAAUGCCGACUGGUUCAAUUGGUUCUAGACCUGGUCCAUUUCUUGCUGGUGCUGGUAGAUUUUUAGUCACAGUUCAGGGAAAAGGUGGACAUGCUGCAGCUCCCCAUUUGACUGCAGACCCAAUUCUUGCAGCCUGCUCGGUCAUCCUUGCGCUCCAACAGAUUGUAUCUCGAGAAACUGACCCUCUAGAGGCCAGGGUGGUAACAGUUGGGUUUGUUAACGGUGGCCAAGCCGCAAAUGUCAUCCCAGAGACAGUGGAACUUAAAGGGACUUUUCGAAGCUUGACUUUAGAUGGUAUGCAUUACCUUCAGCAAAGGAUUAAGGAGGUCAUAGAGAUGCAAGCAUCAGUGCAUCAGUGUAAUGCAACAGUGGACUUCAUGCUUGAAAAAAUGAGGCCGUAUCCACCAACUGUAAUUGAUGAAGCACUCUAUGUACACAGCAAGAGUGUUAGUGAAGCCUUGGUUGGGGAACCAAAUGUGUAUCUUCUUCCAAUGACUAUGGGAGCAGAGGACUUUAGCUUCUAUACACAUAAAAUGCCAGCCGCAAUGUUCAUGAUUGGGACUACAGACCAUACCUUGGGAUCGAAUGCUACAAGUUUGCAUUCACCGUACUUGGUCAUUGAUGAGGAGGUACUUCCAAUAGGAGCAGCUCUUCAUGCUGCAGUUGCGAUCUCGUUCUUGGAUAACAAUACUGAUGCUGCUGCUGCCACUCAGUCAUUCACUAGUUAGUUAAUUAGGAACUUUUUCUGUGAAUAAUUCGCAUCAGAAUUCAGGAAAUUUGUGGAUGUCCAUUGCUAAAAAUGAAAAACGUGCAAGUAGAAAAGUUGAUGUCAAUACUAAAGUACAUAUGAAUAAAAUUACCCUUCAAGAUUA
Rosa rugosa (rugosa rose) is the source of this 1492-nucleotide messenger RNA. Its product is annotated as IAA-amino acid hydrolase ILR1-like 3. The coding region runs from base 23 to 1348 and encodes 441 amino acids. Gene Ontology annotation, molecular function: IAA-Ala conjugate hydrolase activity. The record is from RefSeq and is a predicted model, not a curated record. Gene Ontology annotation, cellular component: endoplasmic reticulum. NCBI's taxonomy places the organism in Eukaryota, Viridiplantae, Streptophyta, Magnoliopsida, Rosales, Rosaceae. The transcript is spliced from 5 exons. Gene Ontology annotation, biological process: auxin metabolic process.